Paramormyrops kingsleyae is the source of this 2208-nucleotide messenger RNA. Its product is annotated as transcription factor Sox-18B-like. NCBI's taxonomy places the organism in Eukaryota, Metazoa, Chordata, Actinopteri, Osteoglossiformes, Mormyridae. Gene Ontology annotation, molecular function: RNA polymerase II cis-regulatory region sequence-specific DNA binding; DNA-binding transcription activator activity, RNA polymerase II-specific. Gene Ontology annotation, biological process: vasculogenesis; angiogenesis; positive regulation of transcription by RNA polymerase II. The record is from RefSeq and is a predicted model, not a curated record. Gene Ontology annotation, cellular component: nucleus.
GAAUGGUGUGUGAUCUGUCCUGGGUUGUUCCCUGCCUUGUGCCCAUCGACUCCAGGAUUGGCUCCACAUCCCCCAUGUCCCUGAAUAGGCAGUUACAGAAAAUGGAUGGACAGAUUUUCCUGGGAAAGGCUCCUCCAUUUUGUUUUUAUAAGUCAUUGAUGGUGAAGGAGACAAAGUCAUAAAACAGCAAAAAAAAAGAAAGUGAGAGUUUGCUCAUGCCAGGACAAAAAGACAGAAGCCAAACAGAGCGAAGCCUGAGGCAUGGUGGCCUGCGUGAAAUGUCACAUGCCGCUGGUGGGAGCAACGGCACCGUCUUCACAGCGUAUCCUGAUAAAGCUUUGACUGUCUCAGCGGCCCCUUGGCCUUCUGGACACCGGCCAAUAAGAAACGUGGAAGUGCAGAGCAUGGGCUGCCAGCACCAUGCCGUUGGCGUGCCGGUCCCAGCUGAGACACCCGCUUCUGGGAGGGAGCUGAGGAAGAGACCGGCCCCCGGGGACCGAGCGCAGAGCUGGAGGGGAAUCCCGGGUGCGACGGCCGAUGAACGCCUUCAUGGUUUGGGCGAAGGACGAGCGCAAGCGGCUGGCUCUGCGGAAUCCCGACCUGCACAACGCCGUGCUCAGCAAGAUGCUGGGUCAGGCGUGGAAGGCGCUGGGUCCAGCCGACAGGUGGCCGUUUGUGGAGGAGGCGGAACGCCUACGGCAGCAGCACCUGCAGGACCACCCCAACUACAAAUACCGCCCCCGCAGGAGGAGGCGGAUUAAGGCUGUUAAGACCCAGGAGCCCCACCUGGUGCCCCACCUACUGCCAGAGCCUGAAGGCUACGGCCUGCCAACACCCAGGCUGUCCCUGCCAGACGGGCUGGAACGAAACAAAGGCGAAGAGGUGUCGGCCACCUUCUUCCCAGAGCAUGUGGAAGAGGGAGUGGUCCCCACAGUCCUUUGGGAGAGGCCUCACCCAGUGAGCCACCCCCUUGCGACCCCCCAGGGAAAAACCUGGCUGCAGCCUCAGAGCCACCUACAGCCUGCCGGUAGGUACUACGAGUGCUUCUACACCGAAGACGGACAUGGAGGGGGCCUCGGGCACGGCCUCAUGGGGCCAGCGUGCCCCCACCCUGAACCCGCUACCACUCCGGUCUUCGAUCCUGGUUCGGACGCCAGCAUGGAAUUCUGGACGGAUGCGGAGUGUGAUGAAUUCGAGCAGUAUCUCAGCAGCUCGGAUCGGACUCCACUGGAGGGGGUCGCGCCUGGAUGGGGUCGGAAUGCCCCCCAUGUGGAAAGCAGCCCACUGAUCUCGGCACUCUCGGAUGCAAGUAGCGCUGUCUACUACAGCACCUGUAUCACGGGCUGAGUGAAAGGGCAACCGUCACCCUGUAGGGGGCGCUCUCCACAGGAGAACCACUGUAACUUUUUAAUAAUCAGAGCAGAAGGCGAGAUGACCACAAAUAAGAAAAUUUUAAAAAGCAGCGAAAAAAAGUUUUACUAAACUAUACAAAACUGUUGCUAACAGUAAGAUCAGCAGCAGCAUUGGAAGCAUGAGGUCGUUACGGCAUUAACACGUAGUUUAAGAAGGCAAAUGGGCACCAUAAGGCAAGAUGUGCAGCUGAGCUUUAAACGCAGUGCUGGGCAACACUGCUGCUGUUGUAAACGUAGCAUUGUCACAUUUUUCGGAUGUCUUUGUUUUUUGUUUUUUUUUCCUCACCACCACGGUAAAUUUGCUGGUCAGAGAACGCGCUCAGCCCUGGAGGAAAUAGUUUUGCAUUGUUUGGAGAGCGGAGCAUGUCAGAGUCGUGGCAGACUCCCCUUGUACCCAUGUGAAUGCACAUCCUUUAAACUGGGGGCCUGGGGGGCAUGCUUUUUAGUAUGUAAAUCAGAAACAUGCGCUUUCAAUGAAACUAUAUAUUUAUAAUAUUAUUUUUGUUGACAGUGACACUACACAAGAUUUUUUUUCCCCCUAAGAUGAAAUAAGGAAUAUUUAGUUUCCAGACUGUUUGUCCCAUCAAAUAGUUGUCAAGUUAUUACUUAUCUUUCUGUCAUCAAACGGCGUCAUUAAAAUGAGUUUUGACAUACAUUUGGGAAUGAAGUGAAGAAUGAUACGUUUGAAAAAUAUUUGUUUUCUAUUUUUCAUCUGUAAAACAUUGUCAUUUUAAAAUUUCCUCAUAUCUUGGGAUCUCCUGUUGGUUGCACAUAAUAAAGCUAUGGUUUUACGUCA